Messenger RNA from Macrobrachium nipponense, 1053 nucleotides. Its product is annotated as protein MIS12 homolog. Gene Ontology annotation, cellular component: MIS12/MIND type complex; chromosome, centromeric region; nucleus. Gene Ontology annotation, biological process: kinetochore assembly; mitotic sister chromatid segregation; mitotic cell cycle. NCBI's taxonomy places the organism in Eukaryota, Metazoa, Arthropoda, Malacostraca, Decapoda, Palaemonidae. The record is from RefSeq and is a predicted model, not a curated record.
GGUCUUGCUAUUGAUACUCUCUUGAAAAUACCUCCUCACAUUCUUCUCCCAAGUGAUGUUGAGCAAGCAACACAAGUUUCUAUUGCAGAUGUGGCUCUUUUACAGACCGAGAUUGAUAAUCUACAUACACAAUUAAAGAAUGAAAAAUAUAUGCAAGCUCGGUAUCAAGAAGAGCUCCAAGAGAUCAGCAAGGUACUUGAACAGCAGCAAAAGCUCAGAAAUAGUGUUUUAAGUUGCCCACAAAUUAAGUGUGCUGAGGAUCUUAAACAGAACCUGCUCUUUAUCCAGGCCAAUGAAGGAGACAUAAAACUUGCUAAUGAUAAAGCUAAAGAAGUAUUCUCAAGCAUUUCUCAGAUAAGGAUUCCAGGCCCAACAGAAUUACUUUCUAAGGGGAUUAUUGAGUAAUUUGUAAAUUUCAUUUCUGGUCGUGAGUGAGUUUUAGGACAGGGAAUGAACAUUACUAGGAAAAUUAUUGAAUUUAGAAGAAACUCUAAGAAACAGAUGUCAAACACAUUAAAUUUGCUGAUAGUGAUUUUAAAUGCUGCUCAUAUUAAUUCAGCCUACUUAGAAAAAGUAUUUUAGUAAAAGUUGCAAAGCAGUAAACUUUCAAUUGUUAUUUAUCGAGAUGUAACAACAAGAUAACUGUAUUUUUUUCUAUCAUUGUCUGUAUAUACAUGAUGUAUUAGGAAGGAAAAUAAAUUUGUGAUCUUUAUUGUGUAGUGAAAAUUUCAAUGUAACUGGUUACUAUUUGUAUGUAUCAUUUUUUCUUCUUUUCAUGAUGUUAAUCCUAUUGUCUUAUUGGGAGCUGGUUGAUCAGAUUGUAUUCUGAUGUCUUUGUGCUACUCUUUCUUAGUAAGAUGUUAACUUGGCAGUUAGUGUUUUAAUCAUUAUUCUUUUAUUAUGCUGUGAAGUGUGUUCUCUUUGAUUUGUAUCACCCAUAUCUUUUAUAGUGUGUACAACUUGAAAAAAAUAUUACUGAUUUUUGUAUAGUUUUGUUGCUGAGUAUGAAUGAACUAAAGACAGGAGUGCUCUUUCUCCUGCCUACAGUGAUCA